AUGGCCACACGCAACACAUCCCAAGUCUACGAACAGAAUGAUAAUCAAACUGGGCCCAAUCAUGUAAUCUCAUGGAAGCGCAUCAUCUGGCCAUUUUGCUGUAUGAUACCACAAGUAAACAAUUUGAAUGAACUAAUCUUUUUAUUAUUUUGGGCCUUCACAUACCAGAAUAAUAACGCUGGUACAGGUCGUAGUAGACAACUUUCAAUUGACUCUACAGCUUCUACAUUUAACUAUUCAUUUGCUGAGAGCCCCACCACCGCCACUCCUCCGACGCCUAUUGCUUCUCCCUUGAACGAGAAUUCUAGCAAACAGGAUCUGUCAGAUAGCUUACAACCACAACAGACGCACAGUGUCCAGAGUUGCACUAGUGUGGACGAAAACGAGGAGAUGGUCUUGAAUGUAUAUGGUCGCUCGAUUCCUCGCUCUCGCUGCCAAUCUUUAGACGCUGGUUCGGAACUUGGAUGUGAUAGCGCGCGUCCAUAUUAUCAUAACGGCCAACCUGAUAGGCCAUACACUCCUGGGUUAGAGACAGAUCCUUUUGUAGCUGCAAGUCACUCUCUAGAUAUUGCUUUUUAUCCUACGAAGGUUUAUGUGGGUAACCUUCCAGAGUCAGCAUCUCUCACCAGCCUUCGAGUUGCUUUUCGACCAUUUGGUGAUAUUGACGACAUGAACAUUGUUGAAGACAAAGAUUACGGAUUUGUGACAUUCAAGGAACCUGAAGCAGCACAGCAAGCUUUGGAAAAAAUGAAUGGGGCGGUCUUAGAAGGAACUGUGAUCCGAGUUAACAGAGCCAAGAUCCCGGAAAGGAACCACCAUGGCUUUGCAGGCGUAGCUUGGAUGGAUGAGGACGGUGAACUCACGAGGAUGGAAGAGGAACAGCAUAAACAGGCUGCUGCAAUUGCGAAACCCUUUGCGCCAUCCUUACUUCCAAGCCCCUCUGUGUCCUCGUCCUCGUCCUCGUCCUCGCCUGACCGACCCACCCGCACCAUCCAUCAGCUUCCUCCACGACCGCGGUCACCAAAACCUCCUCUCAAGCCUGCAAACGUACUCCCCCCUAUUGGCACAGACCCGCGCGCGGUCAUUGUGGCUCGUGGCGGUGGACGUCAGAUAUUAAAAUACGACGAUUUGUAA
Molecule: messenger RNA, 1134 nt
Organism: Lobosporangium transversale
Lineage: Eukaryota; Fungi; Mortierellomycota; Mortierellomycetes; Mortierellales; Mortierellaceae
Exons: 2
Coding region: 1-1134 (377 amino acids)
Molecular function (GO): RNA binding
Source: RefSeq, a predicted model, not a curated record